CUAAAUCCUUACAGUACUUAUGGACUUUAGAAUUUGAUUUGAACUUAGAAAUCACAUUUCAACAUCUUCAACUGAUAAGGCCAGUUUAUAGCGCAAGUCUCUACAAUGUUGGCCACCUUGCUGGUAGUGUGUGCGACGGCGGCGUCGGCGCAUAAUAUAACCACAGGGACGCUAGUGGAGGGACAGCAAGCGCCAGCAAAGCAACCUGCGACACAAGAGCCGAAUGCCAUGCAGUCGCCAGUGGUACCGCCACAGGCGCUAUCGGAAGCACACGCUCCGGCCGUAAGGGUCUCGCAGACGUCGGUCACUCCCGUGGAAGCUUCCAACAAAGUGCACGAGUUGAUGUUCGGGUUAAGCCCGGCAGCGGUACCGGGCGGGCUGGAGGUGGCGCUGGUGACUGUGAACACGCCCCUGUUGCCGCCGGAGCUGGCAGCGCUGAUGCCAAAGAUAUAUCACGACGAAGACUACCAGUUUCAGCUCAUAGAUCCUUUCCCGCGCCGCAACCACCGCCCUCCGCGCCCACACAGGGACGGUGCUCGCAGGCCUGCCCCUCCGCCACCCUCGGCCCAACACAACACGACGGCCCACAACAACAUCGCCAUCAAUAAAGACAAGCUAGAAAGGUUAAUGAACUUCAUCAGGAAAAACCGCGACCUCCUGAAGCUAUUGACUCAGACCAAGCAGAAGCUGCUGGGGGCACCGAGGGGGGGUGGUGAGACGGGGGCGGCCGCGGGGGUGCUGAGGCCGGGGGCCAGCAAGCAGUACCGCCGUAGCGAAGACCCGUCGCUCCCGGAGGAUGACGACACAGCGCCGCAGCUGCGCGCGCACAACAUUUACGACGCUAACCAGCUCGACAUGGCGCCCGCUACCGAUAUGAAAAUUCACGAAAUGCGGUUAAAUAAGGGCCGGCUGUGCUUGCGUCACAUCCUGCAGCCGGAGGGCCCGAAGUACAACAAGGCUGGACGCAUCUACUGGAAGGAGUUCGUCUCCACCGAAGAGAUGCACUUCGAGCUGACACGCGCGCCGCGCCUGCUGCUGCCCGCCUGCUGCAACUGCUGCGCCAAAUCCGCGCUCGGCUGCGAGUGACCGCGCCCGCUACACGACACUCACGCGUGGGAAUUCACUAGUUCUGUUUACU
Pectinophora gossypiella (pink bollworm) is the source of this 1138-nucleotide messenger RNA. RefSeq lists its product as uncharacterized. Bases 106 to 1086 code for a protein of 326 amino acids. NCBI's taxonomy places the organism in Eukaryota, Metazoa, Arthropoda, Insecta, Lepidoptera, Gelechiidae. The transcript is spliced from 4 exons. The record is from RefSeq and is a predicted model, not a curated record.